GCCCGCGGCCGGAACAGGUCAUGGACGCGCCGCGCAGCCGGCUGGAGCCGCCCCCGCUCCCGGAGUACAGCUGCAGCUACGUGGUGUCGCGGCCGGUGUUCAGCGAGCUCGCCUUCCAGCAGCAGCACGAGCGGCGCCUGCAGGAGCGCAAGACGCUGCGGGAGAGCCUGGCCCGCGGCUGCAGUUGUUCAAGGAAGAGAGGCCUUGGUGUGCUGAAGACUCUCCUGCCCAUCUUGGACUGGCUCCCCAAAUACCGAAUCAAGGAAUGGCUGCUUAGCGACAUCAUCUCGGGAGUUAGUACUGGGCUAGUGGGCACGCUGCAAGGCAUGGCGUACGCUCUGCUAGCCGCGGUUCCUGUUGGAUAUGGUCUCUACUCUGCUUUCUUCCCCAUCCUGACAUAUUUUAUCUUCGGAACAUCAAGACACAUCUCAGUUGGGCCAUUCCCAGUGGUCAGUUUAAUGGUGGGAUCUGUCGUACUGAGCAUGGCCCCGGAUGAACACUUCCACACAUCCAGCGGUAAUGGCACUGCAUUCAAUGCCACCGUGAUAGACUACGCGGCUAGAGACGCAGCAAGAGUUUUGAUUGCGAGCACCCUUACUCUUUUGGUUGGAAUCAUCCAGUUGAUAUUUGGAGGUUUGCAGAUUGGAUUCAUAGUGAGGUACUUGGCAGAUCCUUUGGUUGGCGGAUUCACAACAGCUGCUGCCUUCCAAGUGCUGGUCUCACAGCUGAAAAUCGUUCUCAACGUUUCAACCAAAAACUAUAAUGGAGUUCUCUCCAUCAUCUAUACUCUGAUUGAGAUUUUUCAAAAUGUUGGCAACACCAAUCUUGCUGAUUUCAUUGCUGGAUUACUUACCAUUAUCAUCUGUAUGGCAGUUAAGGAAGUGAAUGAUCGAUUUAAGCACAAAAUUCCAGUCCCUAUUCCUAUAGAAGUAAUUGUGACAAUAAUUGCUACUGCCAUUUCAUAUGCAGCCAACCUGGAAAAAAACUACAAUGCUGGCAUUGUUAAAUCCAUCCCGAGGGGGUUUUUGCCUCCUGUACUUCCACCUGUGAGCCUGUUUUCUGAGAUGCUGGCUGCCUCAUUUUCCAUCGCCGUGGUGGCUUAUGCUAUUGCAGUGUCUGUCGGAAAAGUUUAUGCCAUCAAGUAUGAUUACGCCAUCGAUGGGAACCAGGAGUUCAUUGCCUUUGGGAUCAGCAACAUCUUCUCCGGAUUCUUCUCGUGUUUCGUGGCCACCACUGCCCUGUCCCGCACUGCCGUCCAGGAGAGUACUGGGGGGAAGACUCAGAUUGCUGGCAUCAUCUCGGCAGGGAUUGUGAUGAUCGCCAUUGUCGCCCUGGGGAAGCUGCUGGAACCUUUGCAAAAGUCAGUCUUGGCCGCUGUUGUCAUCGCCAACCAAGGGAUGUUUAUGCAGGUGUGUGACAUUCCUCGUCUGUGGAGACAGAAUAAGAUCGAUGCUUUGAAGGCAACUAACUACAAAACUCCUCCAAAUGCUAGAAAAUAUCAGAUGUAG
This is a messenger RNA of Canis lupus familiaris (dog), 1508 nucleotides long. RefSeq names its product pendrin-like. Gene Ontology annotation, biological process: transmembrane transport. Gene Ontology annotation, cellular component: membrane. Gene Ontology annotation, molecular function: secondary active sulfate transmembrane transporter activity; oxalate transmembrane transporter activity; chloride transmembrane transporter activity. Lineage: Eukaryota; Metazoa; Chordata; Mammalia; Carnivora; Canidae. The record is from RefSeq and is a predicted model, not a curated record.